This is a messenger RNA of Puccinia graminis f. sp. tritici CRL 75-36-700-3, 447 nucleotides long. RefSeq lists its product as uncharacterized. The transcript is spliced from 3 exons. The record is from RefSeq and is a predicted model, not a curated record. Lineage: Eukaryota; Fungi; Basidiomycota; Pucciniomycetes; Pucciniales; Pucciniaceae. The coding region runs from base 1 to 447 and encodes 148 amino acids.
AUGAGAAUACAUGGAAAGGUAUGGACAUACCACACCGGCCAUGAUGAUGAUGCCGAGAUUUGGGAAGUCACGGUUUUGCUGGUGUUGAUAUCAUUGGGAGGCAGAAGUACGACCGUUAACCUGAUGUCGACUCCGACCUCUUCAAAUGCUGGGCCGAUUGAACAACCUCAACCUAACAUGAGACCUAUUGGGGCUCGCAAGACCCCUACUCCAGCCAGCAAAACAGCUCCGAAGAAGUUUUCAGUCAACGCGAGCCAAGAACCCCAACAAGCAAAACGGGCACCUUCCUUAGCGCCCCUGGAAAUAUUUCCAACACCCUCCACUUCAGCAACUGUCCUCUCCCCCAAGGAGAAAGACUGUGAAGAAAGUGAAGAAGGCGAAGUAUCUGAUGACGAGAACGACGACCAUUUCAGUAACACGUACCCGCCAGGCAACAAAAACAAUUAG